AUGGCGCGUGACAAGCUCCCCCUCUUCCUGCCUUCCAGCCCAUCCCCGCCUGCACCCGACGCACCCGAUGCUGCAGCGCCGAGCCGCGAGGGCACCGAAGAGGCAGAGGAAGUACCAGCGCCCAUCAAGAAAGAGCCCAGCUUCACCGGGCCCGCUGGACCGAACGCCCCACGAACCGCCGGGGGCGCCGCGACGUUGAGCCGCAGCCGGAGCGAAAACCGGAUCGUCCAGCGGCAGGACUCCAUCCAGGAGGAAGCGUCGCCGACGCCGACUCCCCCACCGCUGCUCGCGUCCCGCAAGCGGAGGCGCGUCGGCACCGGCGCGGGCGACGAUGAGGGCGCCGCGCCGGCUGACGAUGCCGCAGCGGGGUCUGCGGUGUUCGGGGAGGCGGGGAGGCUCGUCGACCGCAUGUUUGCCAGGAUCGCCGAGAUGGAGGCGCGACUUGAGGCGGUCGAGGGUAGACUGAGGGAGUCCCGGGAGGAGGUGAAGGCGUUAAAAGAGGAGGCUGAGUCUAGGGCGGAGCAGGAUAAGCGGCUGUCGGCGGAACUGACGAAACUGGAGGAACAACAGGAGACGAAGGCCUCCAAGGCGCUGGUGAUCAGCCUGUUGAACGGGCAACAGGAAGCGAACCGGCGAGAGUUGGAAGCACAGCGACGUCGGGACUUGCCCGUGUGGAUAUUUGUGUUCCAGGUGAGCCUCCAGUCUACGGCAAGUUUCGUGUCAGAGGAUCAUGAGACCAUAUGUCUUUAG
Messenger RNA from Epithele typhae, 750 nucleotides. RefSeq lists its product as uncharacterized. NCBI's taxonomy places the organism in Eukaryota, Fungi, Basidiomycota, Agaricomycetes, Polyporales, Epitheliaceae. Bases 1 to 750 code for a protein of 249 amino acids. The transcript has a single exon. The record is from RefSeq and is a predicted model, not a curated record.